UGUUUCAAAUAUAGCAUUACAACACAUCACUAGCUACACAGAAUACAUCUGUAAACAAAGAUCUCUAUGGGUUUUGCUGGAUUCAAAAUUCAGUAUAAGCACAAGUCUCUCCGAGUAGGGUUUCUCUCAUUCGUGUGAAGAGAGUGUGAAUUGCAAAACCUGGAGUGGAGCUUCAGCUGAUUGACUACAACAGACUGCUUCAUUUACACCGAUCCACAGUCCAGACCUGCUUUCAGUCUGUGGUUUGAAAGUAACAUCACACUCGCAAAAUGUUGCUGUUGCUCUAAAUAUCAGCAUAGCUGUGCUUUGUCCUUAGGUACUCAAAAUGACAAUGUUCAUGUGAUACUGCUUAAUUAAAAAUCAGCAAGGAUAAGUUAAACAUAUGUUUAUUAGUAAAUCAAUGGCUUUUUAUUCCAUGGCAAUCAGAAGCCAGUGCUGAUACUGAGCAGGUCCAGCAGCAGAGAGGGCGCGUGGGGAGAAACACGUCCAUGACAUCAUCCGCCUUGUUGUGAUUCCCGUUCCCACCGGGUUCGUCUCGUGGAUGCUAUCACAGGAUUCCCAAUCCCACACUGAUUUCCCCCCGUGUGCAACUUCAGCUCCUCCGUUACGGUCUGAAGCUCACGCCCGCGUUGGUUUCUUUUUUUCGCUCCGCGGUUUAGCUUUCGAUAUCGCCAUUGUUGGGUUCAGCAGAAGAGUUAUGAGGACGACUGAGAGAUGCUUCCGGUGUAAAAGUGAUAUCUUAAUGAAAGCUGUCGAGAGGAAGAGCUUUCCGCUGUGCUCAUGCGAUCGAGGCUAUUGUUAGAGGAGAUGAAACGGUGUCGGUUGGCUUGACACACCUGGGAUUGUUACAGCAGACCUCCAAGCACGUAUUUCUACUGUUCCCCACAUCCAUCGUGCCUGCAAGCGGAAGGGAUUCGUUUGUUUCGCCGAAUAUUAGUUAGAGAAGCCAUUCUAGUGUGUGUUAUUUCAUGGGGAUGUGUUCAAGGCAAGAGAGGAUUCAAAAAGACGUCGACAUCGUAAUUCAAAGGUGUAAGGCAGAGAAAGACUGCCUGUUUUCUGACUUUCGAUUCUCCGACUCCACGUUCACCUUCACCUACUCAAAAGGACCUAAAAGGGUGUCCUACUCUGUUCAUGUCUCUGAUGAUUAUCCAGAUAACACAUAUGUGUCUAACUCUGAAAACAAUGAUGAAGUGUUAGUCACCAGGGAUCCAAUACCAGUGAUUUUCCACAGAAUUGCAACAGAAAUACGCUUAAAUAACGAUGGCACCAGCUGUCUGUCCAUUAAAUCAAAACUUCAAACCGCGUGCCAUUAUCCUAUAGAGGAGGAUUCAGAGGGUGACAAUGAUUCAGAGGAGUUCUACUAUGUUGGACAGGUAAAUUAUGAUGGAGAGCUUCACAAACACCCCCAGCUGGAGGCUGAUUUGGCAGCCGUGAGGGACCUAUAUGGCCAUCAUGCAGUAUCUCUCAGGGAAUAUGGUGCAAUUGAUGAUGUGGACAUCGACCUACACAUUGAUGUCACUUUCCUAGAUGAGGAGAUUGCACUUGCCUGGGAUGUGAUCCGGAGUGAACCUGUUAUUGUGCGGCUUCACUGCUCCCUCACACAGUAUCUGAAUGGACCAGUUCCCACUGUUGAUGUGUUCCAAGUGUCUUCAAAAGACAGAUUUGGACUUGGACAUCAGUUGAAAAAGGUAAUGCAAACCUUUGUCACACAGCAGUGGAAGUGUCAGAGCAAAGAUAAACUCAUCAGCCCACACAGCAAAAAGCAAAAUGAGAAGAAGGUGAAGUCUCCCCUGCACAUUUUUUCAACUCUACGCAGAUCCCCCAGCUACCCUCCUCCUGGCUGUGUGAAGAGCAAAAAGAAGCUCAAACCUGAGCAGGAUUGCAUGUCAAAAUCCCACCGUCUGUUACGGCGAACAUGCUCAAGCACGGUGAAGCCAGAAAUGGAUGGCUGCGUCGGCAAGUCGCACAAGCUCCUGGGCCAUUCUCUCUCCAGUGACCCUCGGAUGGAGCAACAUCAGCCCCUCAAGCAGCCCCACCGGUUGCUGCCGAGGCCCUGCUCGACCGCAGUUAAACCGGAGGACUGUACGCCACUGCGGCCUCAUAAACUGUCGCCGCGGUCGAGUGCGGCAGAGCCUCGCUGUGAACACGCUGCUGGCAGUAGCGAUGGCGGUGCUUUGAAGCCCCACCGGCUCCUGGGCCGCUCCUGCUCGGGCAGCGUGCGGACUGAAGAGCUGGAUGGCCUGAAGCACCACCACCGUCUGCUUAGCAGGUCCUACUCCAGCAGCACCAAGAUGGGCAAAAGCGACAUCUUUAAAGAGCCUGUCACGGAGAGCAGACGCCUCUCCCUUACCUCAGGGCUAAUCGGCAUCCUGGCCCCAUCACUCUCUUCCACACCUCAGCCAAACAUCGGAGCCAAAUCCAUUCCAGUCAGAGACAGAGGCUUCCUUGUUCAGACUAUGGAGUAUGCAGAGCAGCGUAUCCCUGUCCUGAACGAGUUCUGUGUGGUCUGCGAUGAACCUCACGUGUUCCAAAAUGGACCAAUGCUCAGACCCACAGUGUGUGAGAGAGAGUUAUGUGUAUUCGCCUUCCAGACGUUAGGGGUCAUGAAUGAGGCUGCUGAUGAGAUUGCCACUGGUGCUCAGGUAGUAGACCUACUUGUCUCCAUGUGCCGAUCUGCACUGGAGUCUCCGAGGAAAGUUGUCAUUUUUGAGCCAUAUCCCUCUGUGGUGGAUCCCAAUGACUCACAAGCACUUGCCUUCAACCCCAGGAAAAAGGACUAUGACCGAGUGAUGAGAGCACUUGACAGUAUCGCAUCUAUCAGAGAAAUGACCCAGGCUCCAUACCUAGAGAUAAAGAAACAAAUGGACAAGCAUGAUCCCCUGGCUCACCCACUGCUGCAGUGGGUGAUUUCCAGUAACAGAUCACACAUAGUGAAGCUUCCUGUUACUAGACAACUGAAGUUCAUGCACACACCCCAUCAGUUCCUCCUGCUCAGCAGUCCGCCAGCCAAAGAAUCCAACUUUAGAGCUGCCAAAGGACUCUUUGGGAGUACCUUUGCUUUCCAUGGAUCACACAUAGAAAACUGGCACUCCAUUUUGAGGAAUGGUUUGGUCGUGGCAUCAAACACGAGGCUUCAGCUACAUGGCGCUAUCUAUGGGAUUGGAAUAUAUCUCAGUCCAUUAUCAAGCAUAUCCUUUGGCUACUCAGGGAUGAAUAAAAAACAGCAGAAAGUUGCUUCAAAAGAUGAAACUGCUGCCAACAAGUCCAAUAUUAAUUUGCAGUCACAGAAGAAAGGUCAGAACCCACAGUUUCUGCAGAGCCGCAACCUGAAAUGCAUAGCCUUAUGUGAAGUUAUUACAUCUCCAGACCUGCACAAGCAUGGGGACAUCUGGGUAGUUCCAAAUACAGAUCAUGUCUGCACACGUUUUUUCUUUGUUUAUGAGGACGGACAGGUAGGUGACACAAGUAUAAACACACAGGACCCUGGCAUUCAUAGGGAGAUCCUGCGAGUCAUCGGCAAUCAAACGGCUACUGGAUGAAAGAGUUUGAACACAAUACUGCUGCCUUGACCUCUUUCCCAAAGCUGGACAUUUGAGCGUAGGAGGCCAAUUCCACAUGUAUUUUUGGUAACCACAAAUACACACACAAAAAACAAGAAGCAUAUUCGCAGUGUUCAGAAUACACUAUUUCUACUGUUCCCCUGGGAUACAUGCAUAUUUACACUGGCUAUUCAAACUAUUACCAUUUUGCUAAGUUUAUAAAUACAAGGUACAUUUUGAAAGAGCAUGGUAUGUCUCUCAGUUCAACAGAUAGACUACUUAUUUUUUGUAAAGAAUACAAAAAAUGAAACACUUUGAAGAAUACAGUAUUUUGAGACUUUCCUGGAGAAAAUACAAUAUUCCUGUGAGGAUAUGCGCCAUCUGACCUUGUUUACUAAGAGUUGUACUUGUUAAAGUACAUUAAUUUGUGUAUACAAAAGGUGUCUACUGUAUAUGCACUUUAUUUUUCUUAAUGUAUGAUAGUUGUUUCAAACUUCCAUAUAAUCUUAAAUGCCUUUGAAAGACAGACGUAUUUAUUGUUUGACAGUGCUGAACACAAACGAUGCUGACUGCAUUUACAGCUGAUGGAGAGCUUUGACGAGUGUAGUUUAAAAACAAAAUCCCUGUGCUACAGCUAAUAUUUUCUGCUACUUUAAAGUAGCUGUCAGUUUACAAUUUCUAAAGGCCUCAGUUUAAAAUUUGCCCAGAUGUACUGAACCUGCCACUUCAUUAACAUCGUCACUUUAAACGUACAGUAUUGCUGUAACGUUUUCAUUUAUGAGUGACUAUACCAAGUAUGAAAAAAGUAAGAUUAAAAAUACAAAAAAAUGGAAAGACUUUAUAUAUUCGGCAGCGACAACUAAACAUAAGAUGCAUGCUGCUUUCCUUAAGUUUUCAGAUUUUUUGAUAAUGGACAAAAAUCGGCACCCAAUUGUAAAAUGUCUUUGAAUAUUUCAAUAUAAAUCUUUUUUGUAAGGUGAUUUUAAGGCAGAAUAAGUGUUUGCUGCUUGUUGUUUAUACAUUGUAAUGUAUUAACAGAAGGUUCAAAUGUGUGAGUAUUCUGUUCAAUUUUUGCAAUUCUUUAUAGUGAUGUUUAGACACCUGUGUGGUUGUUAACUUUACUUUCGAAACAUUAAAUUUUUCGAUCAUUGAAAUCACUAAAUCUUUUUUUGAGAAUGAUCACCCAAUAUAGGUAUUAGGAAUAUGUGCAUAAAGGUGGCGCGUUUGGUUAAAAUUAAUUAAAUUGUAUUAAAAAUACUAUACGAGGAAAUGCAACUUUUACAUAAAGUCAAGAUGUAGCACCACAACGCUUUUUUUCUCACUUAUGGGCAGAAUUAUAGGUUUUAUUAAAAUAUGGGCACAUUAAAUAUGUGGUACUGGCUAUUUUGUGUGGAGAAAAGUAUUUUGUAUUUUUCCAUGGGACUCUGAAAUACUGGUAAAUUCACAUGAUGUUCACUUGCAAUAUAUUCCAUUGACUCCAUUAUAGUUUCAAUUGAAUGGCAACAACUUAAUAUUACAUUAAAUCUAAAGUGAAAGUUUACGUAGUCAUUACGCAUUGUCAAGUUUGUCAUUACUAAAAAACGAUGUAAAUCAGAUUCAUUUGAUUGAUUCUUCUUUCAAAUCCACUAUCUAUAAUCAGUUAAUAAAUAUUGUUUAAAUAUCUUUCAAGGAUUAAGAUGGGGGUAGUUCUUACAUGCAUGUACACUCAUAACUGUUGCAAAAUAUUUAACAGCAACUUUUUGUUUGUUUAUAUUUUUCAUUGUGAUGGGCCAUGUUCAUAUGUGAUAGGUCUAUUUGUAUAGUUUUGUACAUUUUCCGCACAAUUUGGUAAAAAAAAAAAAAAAGGAUCAUGCUACAUAGCAUUUGGUGCCUUAUCGAUAAGGAUUUAAUGGCAAACAUGACAGUACUGUCAUAUAUGAAAAUACUGUAUAUAGUGUAAAUAAUGCCACAGCAACAUGGAGGCCAAAUAUUUUCUGUAGUACGUUUUUACUUUUUCCUUAUUUUGCGAACGGAUCAAGCUUUUUGGCUUUUUACAAGUUAUGGAAAUAGUAGCUUAUGUAUCUGUUUAUGUUCAUUAAAUUCAGAUUUGCCAAUAA
Messenger RNA from Onychostoma macrolepis, 5635 nucleotides. RefSeq names its product poly (ADP-ribose) polymerase family, member 8 (gene parp8). Gene Ontology annotation, molecular function: protein serine/threonine kinase activator activity; NAD+ poly-ADP-ribosyltransferase activity; kinase binding. The record is from RefSeq and is a predicted model, not a curated record. Bases 969 to 3539 code for a protein of 856 amino acids. Gene Ontology annotation, cellular component: intracellular anatomical structure; membrane; nuclear envelope. Gene Ontology annotation, biological process: endoplasmic reticulum unfolded protein response. The transcript is spliced from 26 exons. Lineage: Eukaryota; Metazoa; Chordata; Actinopteri; Cypriniformes; Cyprinidae.